Trichoderma reesei QM6a is the source of this 1557-nucleotide messenger RNA. RefSeq lists its product as hypothetical. Bases 1 to 1557 code for a protein of 518 amino acids. Gene Ontology annotation, molecular function: S-methyl-5-thioribose-1-phosphate isomerase activity. NCBI's taxonomy places the organism in Eukaryota, Fungi, Ascomycota, Sordariomycetes, Hypocreales, Hypocreaceae. The record is from RefSeq and is a predicted model, not a curated record. The transcript has 2 exons.
AUGACGCAGCUCAGGGAAUGCGCCGUCGCAGUCAGCUUCAUCUUUCAGUUCCCCGACGGCGAUGAGGAGCGCACGCCGCGAGUCGCCCUGUUUCGCAGGAGCGGACAAGUCAACACAUAUCAGCACAAAUUCGCCCCCAUCUCGGGCGGCGUCGAAGUGACAGACGAAAACCCCCUGGCAACCGCCUGGCGCGAGCUGCGUGAGGAGACAACCCUCACGUCGGCUUCUCUGAGGCUCUUCCGGCAAGGCAAGCCGUAUUCCUUUGCGGACCCCAGCGUUGGCCGCAGAUGGACCAUCAACCCCUUUGGCUUCGUCCUCAAGCCUGCUGCGGAGGGCGGCAGCGGCGAAGAGGGCAUCACGAUAGACUGGGAGCAUGAAGGCUACGAGUGGUUCAACCCCGACGAAGUCACCGACGACGAAUCCUUCCAAGGCGUGCCCCGGCUGAAGGAGAGCCUGAGACGAGUCUGGUUUGAUAUCGAUCUCGGCAAGGAGGCGGGCCGCGCUCUGGCAGCCUCGAUUCGGUCGCUUCAGAAUGACCACGAGAGCGGCGCCGGGCUCCUGGCUAUAGCAGCAUACUACCAUUUGUACGAGGACGUGAUUCCAAAGCUCGAUACAAGUGAUCGAGACAAGUGGUGGAGGAACGUCCGAAUCGCCGCGUGGCACCUGUAUAAGAAUGGCCGUGAAAGCAUGAGUGCGGCGAUCCUCAACGGCAUGCUGUCCAUCCUCGACACCAUUGACCAGAAGCUGCAGUCGAGCAUUGAGGGCACUCCCACAAAAGAGGACGUCGACCAGCUCUGUGAUAACAUCAGCGGAAUCAGGCUGCAGAGAGACAUGGCAGGGGCCAAGAUUGCGAGAGCCUUUUCGGAAUACCUUGAAAACAUCAGGUCCCAGCCAGGCUCCGAUGGCGGCCCUGUCAAGGUCGUCACUCUGUCGGCCAGCUCAACCAUUUCCAACGCCAUCUGCCGCGGCCUCACGUCGCCGCCGCCAUUCUACGUCCCCAUCGACCUGCGCGUGCUCGAGUCCCGUCCCCUUUUCGAGGGCGUCAAGACUGCUCGCCAGAUAUCAUCUGUCAUGCAGGGCAAACCCCACGCCAAGGCCACAUCGAAACUGUCCGUCUACACCGACGCCAGCGCCGCCCUCGCCGCAAAGGGGGCGCAGAUCCUCCUCCUCGGUGCAGACCUCAUUGACAAGUCCGGCAACGUGUGCAACAAGAUAGGCUCGUUGCCUGCCACUCUUGCCGCCAAGCACGUCUCCCCAGACAUCAAAGUGAUUGUGCUUGCGGAAAAGUCCAAAAUAUACCCGUUCGAACCGCCGCCGUGUGAGGAGAACAAGGAAGACGAGGUGGUCGCCGCUUGGAAGAAGGAUGCGGUGAUUGGAUCGACAGCAGUCUGGGAGUUGAGGGGAAACGCGAGUAUACCGAAUGUGUAUUUCGAAUGGGUGCCCGCUGGCCUGGUGGACGUCUAUCUGACCGAGGAUGGUGCCCUGAGCAGGGAGCAGCUCCUUGAGUUGGCCAAGAGGGUGGAAGAAAAGGCUAGUCGUUACUUUGACACUCUUUGA